CCCGGGGACCCAGCCAGGGCCCCAGCAGAGGCAGAGGCGGCGCCUGCGCCCUGCCGCCCAAGAACCACUAGUGGUUCACAACUCAGCUCCGAAGAUGGCCGACCACGCUUUUGCGGGUACCAGUGGCAACACAUCUUUGCGGGGUCUACGAGAACGCUUGGUUGCCGUAGCUCAAGAACUAGCUGAAGAACGGCGACGUAAACGUGGUAUUAAUUCUUCUGCAGUUACUUCUAAGAGAUCGUCGUGUACACCUGUUUUAGAUGGUUCCGUCCUUAAAAAUGACAUCAAACAACAAUUAGCCAAAGAACGCAGGGAAGAGAGAAAACGCCAACAAGAAGCCAACAAGGAGAAACAACUGCUUGAAAAACAACAGAAAGCGAAGCUACAGUAUGAAAAACAGUUGGAAGAAAGACACCGAAAACUGCAAGAACAGAAGGAAAAGGACGAGCGACGCCGAGUAUCUGCAGAAGAAAAAAGAAAACAGAAACAGGCGGAAGAUAAAGAAAAAUUCAAGGCGGUAGUGUCCCGUACAAUGGAGAGGUGCAAUCGUGCUGAUCAGCGACAGAAGAGGUGGUCGUGGGAGGGGAGUGUGACCAACGCUGACAAAUCAGGAAAAACGGAAAGUAAACGAAGCUCUUCUCUGAAUAGAAAAGACAAUCAAUUACAUCCCAAUGUUGAUGAGGAACACGUGGACACUACGCCUGGCAUGACCAAAUAUGUUUUCCGCUAUGUUACUGCACCAGUAUUUACUACUGAUGGGCUAAAGUCUUCCGCAAUAUUCUGUAAGUCAUCAUUAAAAAUGCCACUUCCAGCCAAAUUAGAAAUCACACCCACAAAGAAAAUCGCAACAUCUCUCAAGGAAAACAUGGAAAGACCAGCAAAGGCGAAUGCAGAAAUGCCACCCAAGAUGAACAUGGAAGAACGCACACAGGCAAACCUGGACGGACCAUCUAAGGCUGAUGUGGAAAUGGCACUCCGAAACAUAGCGGACAUCUCUGAGGCUAAGGUGGACAUUUCCCCCAAGGUGAAUAUUGAAGGACUCGCUGGUGGGAGCUUGAUGAAGCACCCCGAAUCAAAUGCUGAAGAAUUCCCCCAAAUGAAUGUGGAUGCUUCUUCAAGUGUUGAACCAUCCCCCAUUGUGAGCGAGGAUUCAUCCCCCGUUCUGAGUAUCGGAUCAUCCUCUGUUGUGAGUGUAGAAAUAUCGCCUGUUGUGAGCAUAGAUAGCUCACCAGAAUUAAGUUUGGGCUCGGCAAGUGCUGUGCCCUCGGAAACACUCAUAGAAACAUCUCAGACUUCUCUUAAGACCAGCGAGGAAUUAAACCUUGAGGCCAGUAUGAAAGCACAGCCUGAGACAAAUGUUGAAGGACCACCCCAGAACUCAGAACUGGACAACACACGAAGUGUAAACCUUACCACCAAGAAACAGCAGCAAUCACACACACCGUGUUACAGAUGGCCGUCAUCGCCUGCAGUCGGGUGGCGCCCACCUUCUCCCAUGAAGGCUGUGCAGAAUCAAAAGAUUCGACCACCAUAGCCUCUACCAGUCUCAAGAAUAUCAUCGAAGACUUCUCUUUCGUAUAAAAUAACCCCAGUUCAGAAUAUCCUGUAUGUGCCGAAUGCAUUAGGCACAAUAACAAAGACAAAAGAACCCGUUCAAAAGCGUAUGAUCAACAGAGAAUCUGGUAAUAAAAGUGUGCCAAGCAGUGAAGCAGCUAUGAAAGUUUCGAUAGAGAUACGCCAUGCGGCUUAUGAACAAAACGGCAAAAAGGAGAAAGAAAGAGACCAGCAAGAAGAGACAAAGCAAAGCAUUUCUAGAAAAUCAGACGGUAUGGUAGAGAGAGUGGAUAAAAUCCCAAUAGAUGAAUCCUCACCCUACAAAGAUGAGCAGCAAGAAAAACAUCUGACAAGGAGACAUUUUGAGCCACCGGAAGACCAGAAAGAACGGCUACAGAAAGGGGACACCACCACAAUGAAAUCUGAGGACAGAGCUCAAAGUAGACAGAAGGAACAGGAAAGAAUUACGUUACAAAAUUUGCAAGAAAGAUUAGAGAGGAAAAAGAGGGUUGAGGAAAUAAUGAAGCGGACGAGGAAGACAGAUGUGAAUACCUCAAAGGAGUUUUUACCUACUCUGAGCAGGAGUCCUUUGGAGACUUCAGAAAUAUCUGAUAAUUGCCCAUCCGAAGAGGAUGAAGCGGAUGAUGAAGGCGAAACAGAAAGCGAUGGGGACUCCCUGGAGAUGCUUCCAUCAGGAAUGAAAACGGCACUUAGCAAACUGAAAAAGGUUCACAAAAACACCAAGAGGAAGCCUCACAAGCUAGUGUUUAUGCAAGCAGGAUCUGGUGAGCUUGACUCGGAGAAAAAGGUCUAUUUCAAUGGGAACAUGAAAGCUUUCAAACAAAACAACCCAAAAGAAUCUACAAGUCAAGCAAAGGGCACUAAGACAUUUACCAAAAAGCAACCUACCAGAACAGUGAGGAGCAGAAAAAUAAGAGACGCCAACCCCACCAUGCGGUCUGCAGUGAGUGUCACUACCAAUCAGGAGUGGGUCUGUGACAAAGUUAUAGACCUUAGUCACACCGCCGAAUCACCUGUCCCAAAGACCACCACUGAGAGCAACAAACAAGAUUCAAAGGAUUCGGUGACAGCUCACCAAGGUCCUCAGGUACCGCUGGACCCUAAGAAUAGAAACAAACCUGUUCCUCUGAAGAAAGUGUUCUCAAGCCUCCACUUAGCUGGAAGUUCAUCCGAGCUUGAAAACCCCUUUGCCUCCGGUUCCUGGAUGGCAUUUGGAGGAGGCGAAGAAGACAGUGAUACAUAAACCCCUGUGGAGCCUGGGCGGUUGUCAUCUACCACCCCAUAUUAAAACUCCUAAGGCCAAGACUCAAAAAGUGUCUCCUUCAUACUUGAAACUGGCAACGGAAUUUACAAUCAAAAAGAAAGGAAAACAAUAGUCACCUCAACACCUACUUAAGAGAAUGUUAAUAUCACCUUGUUCUCUAGAAAGAAUUUUGAGUAAAGAGGUUAUUGUUUUCCUUAGAAAGCAUCUAUAUUGUCUCUUUGUUGAUUUUUUUUUUCAUUAAAUGAUCAUUUUCAGUCCUCCAAAAAAUUCUAUUAAAGGAAUAUCUCUAUUCCAGGAUCUAUUUGAAACCCUAAAAUAGUGAUUCUGGUUCAUGGUGACGCUACUUUGCCAACUAGAAACAAUCUGAUCUCACAGAGAGCAGAACAGGAAUUCAGAGUACUCACUAGAGUUGGGUCAGAGUCUUCCUGAUAGACACAGCCCUGCCUGUACAUAUAUAAAAUUCAGCUCUCAUCCCUGGCCAGUGCUGAUACUUCUAUAUGCCUGAACCAGAAGAUGUAAGCUUGAACCCAUCGAUAUCUUUCAUGUUCUCCAUCAGUGCUUCGUCUCUAAGUACCUAACGGGGUUCAUACACCAAAUGCGCAUUGUUUCGUCGCAACAGUACUUGGCUGUUGUCUCACCGAGUCCAAUUAAUUCCUUUAAAUACUGUGUGUUUACAGCUUUUUCCGCCUUGCUUCCCAGGCCUGUCCUUCAGUAUACACUGGGGCCUGGGACCUAUCAACAAUAUGUGUUUGUCUCUUCUAGGCACUUGCAACAAGUGAAGACAAGAGCAGGGCUAUUCAGUUCUGGUGACAGGCACAUGGACAUACAACAUGUGUAUUCACACAUGUAUGCAGAGGCAUUUCAAUUGUAUUUUAAUAAAUAAAGACUGCCUGAAUAUCUGAGAAUAAAACAGCCACACUGGCCUUACAGACCAGCCAGCAAUGACAUACACCUUUAAUCCCAGUAGCCACACUAGUUGCCAUAGAAAUUGGGGGGUGCAUGCCUUUAAUUCCAGAACUAGAGAGGAUUAUAAGACAGGGGGAGACAGCUCUCAGACAUAGUCUCCUUCUGAGAUUCCAGGUUGCAGGAUCAUCAUUUCAGACUGAGGUCGAGGUAAGAGCCAGUGGCUGGCCGUUUUGCUUUUUGGAUCUUAAGGUUGAACCCCGGUUUUUAUUAAUCGUGCUUCAUGUAUAUGUACACACAAAGGUGAUGUAAUUUCACAUUCCUUGUCCUAACACCGAGUUUGGGUGUUUAGUCACAAAUUGUUUAAAACAGGUUCCUUUGGCCACCAAUCUUGAAUUCUCAAAAGGAAAUAAUUGUAUUAUCUGAUGCUUGGGCCUUUGCUCCAUUUGUUCUGUGUUAGGGCAGGGUGCCUUAGGUUUCAAAUCUAGUUUUAGAUACUUGUUCUUAAAUGUAGACAGCAAAAGGCAAUCAUCCUGAAAGAUGAGCUUUUGAUAUGUUUCUAUACAAAUGCCGUGUGCUGCAAUACAUUUUGUAAGUAUGUGCUAUAUGAAAUAAAUGUCCUGGAUAAAACCAGCUUUGUUUUCGUUAUAGUAAUAAAACCACACUGGUGGUGGUAUAGAGGUGAUACCAAAUGUCAAGCAAGCUAUGAAUACAGGCCACUGGCAAGUCUAACCAACAAUCAAAUCUCCAUCUUUCCUAGUCAUCUGCUUGGUGAUUUAGCAGAGUUCCAGGUUUGGAACAGGAAAAUGAAACUUCAAACUCUGAUCUUUUUGUUUGUUUUGGUGUUUUUGAGACAGGGUUUCUCUGUGUAGACUCAAAUUUCCUGGAACUAGCUCUGUAGCCUAGGCUGGCCUCGAACUCACGGAGAUCUACCUGCCUCUGCCUCCUGAGUGCUGGGAUUAAAGGUGUGCGCCACCAUCGCCCAGCAGAGCUCUGGUCUUCUUUUUUCUUCCUGUGUGAGCUGUUAUAGCUGAGGCACACCGGUAAAGUGGGUUUUUUUGCUGUUAUUUUUUUUUACUGCAGUAAAUAAUGUAAUAAACAUGUAUCAAUUAUA
Molecule: messenger RNA, 4856 nt
Organism: Alexandromys fortis (reed vole)
Lineage: Eukaryota; Metazoa; Chordata; Mammalia; Rodentia; Cricetidae
Gene: Map7d3
Product: MAP7 domain containing 3
Exons: 18
Biological process (GO): microtubule cytoskeleton organization
Cellular component (GO): microtubule cytoskeleton
Source: RefSeq, a predicted model, not a curated record